Callorhinchus milii (elephant shark) is the source of this 3471-nucleotide messenger RNA. It is a transcript of the gene zfand4, whose product is annotated as zinc finger, AN1-type domain 4. NCBI's taxonomy places the organism in Eukaryota, Metazoa, Chordata, Chondrichthyes, Chimaeriformes, Callorhinchidae. The transcript is spliced from 10 exons. Gene Ontology annotation, molecular function: protein binding; zinc ion binding. The record is from RefSeq and is a predicted model, not a curated record. The coding region runs from base 255 to 2414 and encodes 719 amino acids.
ACGCGCGCGCACAACACAGCCGACCCUUCCGCCCAGGCCCCGGCCCCGGUCCGUUUACGCCCCAUCUUCUCCUCGCUUCAGUGAGGAGCUUCCAGCCCGGCUCUCGGUGAGAGGGGCCCAACCGAGAAAGCGCUUGGAGAUGCUCGACGCCAGCCUGCCCCGAAUGCUGUUUGAGUUUGAGCUGAGUCUGCAGCUGCUGUGGGAGCGGUCUUCACCUUGAGCGGUCUCCUCUGGCGUUACUGGAUGUUGCUGAGAUGGAAAACAAGAAGGAGCCUCCCUUUUUCAAUGAGGAUAACUCCGGACCAAUAAGUUACAAGCUCCCAUUUUACGAGACGAUGGAGCUUUUCAUCGAGACGUUGACUGGGACUUGCUUUGAGCUGCGUGUGUCACCAUUCGAGACUGUGAUUUCAGUGAAAGCCAAAAUUCAAAGAUUGGAAGGUAUUCCUAUAGCACAGCAACAUCUUAUCUGGAACAAUCUGGAAUUGGAGGACGAGUACUGCUUACAUGACUAUAAUAUAUCAGAAGGCUGUACUCUUAAAUUGGUGCUAGCCAUGAGAGGGGGACCUAUCAAUACUAGAAGGGUUCCGAUGGAUGAUCAGACCAGGGAUAUGGCUGAGUACAUGGAAGCUGCCCAAGAUGAUUUCUGGGAUAAGAUCCCGUCCAACAAGCAAGUCACGUUUCUCGUGUACCGUGAAGGUGACCAGCUGAAUUUCUUCCGUGUUGUGGAUCGAGGGGAUGGCACUUUAACACCACUCUCCGAGUCUCUCAGUGGAGGUUCAGUCUUCAACUUGUACACUGAGGAUGAGGAGGAUGCAGAGGAGUCACCAUCUGGACAGCAAAUCUUGGAGAAUUCAAUCACUAUGAAUAAAAUGAAACUGCUGAAAGCUAAAAUGGAGAACAUGAACCUUACUAAAAAGCCCAAGAAAAUUACCAAGAUGAAGCCAAGACCUCCUAUAGCUCCCCGGCCUUCCAGCGGCUCGAUCACCACCGCUCGCCACCGCCUGCUGCGGGUUCUCCCACACAACGGACAGUCACUAAAUCGUGCGCUGUGCCUACCUCCAGUUGGGGACCAGCGGCUGGUUCUACCCACCCAUAACCUAUUGGCUUCCAAUUUUGCCCCUGGCGUCAGCUUAGCCUCGUCUUCCAGCGGCUUCUCACUGAAGGAAGACGAGAACGCAGACUUGGCUCCUCUGCUCCACAAUAACCUGCCGUCUCCAGGCAUUGUUCUGACAGGAGAACUGAGGCAACAGAAGAUGCUUCCCCCGCUUAUUUCUCAGGAGACUAAAGGGGCCGAGAUCACCUCUGCAGAUCUGUUAGCAGACUACACGGAGAGUGGCUCCCUGUUGAAGUCCCCGGCUCCGGCUGCGAGCCUCCUGGAGGAGUUGAGGGUGUCUGACACGGCCGCUGCUCUGUUUUCCUUGUCUGAGAAUGGGGAUAAAACAGAGAAGCCCAAUGAAACCUCACUUGAAAGCCCGCUGUCUGAACAGGCAAAGACUGAGACAAAGGCAACAGAGAGGGAACUUGCUGAACCAGCUCUUCGACCAGUCUUUCCAAACGCAUUGGCCUGUGUCCCAAUACAGCCUGGCAAAUCUAACAUCGCUCAGCUAACUCCUAAAGAGAAUGUGGUGUCCCCCACAUGGUAUCCUGCGCAGAACUCUCCAAAUUCUUUAAUCAGCCUUGCCCCAUCACAAAGACCCUCAAAGACCUUUGAUAUGAAUAGCCUCAGACCUCACGCUUCACAGCAUUUGCUGCACACAGCACUGGAUAUCAAUGGCUUCCCUGACAACACGAUGUCCAAGACCUCUCGGUUUCGAGGGGUCAAGGUCGAAUCUCCUGGGAAGAAACCAGACAUUAUUUCCAAGAUGGAGGCGCGGGAAGUGACCGAGAUGGCAAACAAAUCAACCAAAGAGCCUUUGGGCUCUUCAAAAGACAUUGGAAUGUUUGCUUCGCUGGCACGAAGCACGUCUCGGGACGGAAUGCAGAACGGCUGCGGAGGUGGGAGGCGGAGGACAGGGGGCGUGGCUCUGGCAGCCGGUGUUCAGAAUUUUCACGAUGAAAUCUUCAGAACCAUCCCCUCGCCAGACCGAGUUCCCAAUACAUUUGUUUCUUCCCACGCACUUUGUACAACUGGCAGAUCGACUACUAUGGGCAGAAGAAUAGGCACCCCUUCACAUCAUUUUCCACCAGUCAAGGCUUCAACCCAAACUAAAAAGAAAAAUGCCAAACACUGCUUUCUUUGUGGGAAGAAAACUGGAUUGGCUACCAGCUAUGAAUGCAGGUGUGGAAACAACUUCUGUGCGACCCAUCGCUACGCGGAGACUCACGAGUGCACUUACGACUACAAGAGCGCCGGCAGGCGGUACUUACAGGAAACCAACCCGGUUGUCAGCGCACCCAAGCUUCCGAAGAUCUGACUUGUUCAGUGCUACCCGUCGCUUUUCUUUAUCAGCCUGUGCUAAAAGAACAAUAAUGAGUAUUUUAACCAGUUUGCUUAAUUGGACCGUGGUCUGGAAAAAGGAAAUUGCCAAUCAGAAGCACACAACUGUUGCUCCGUAUUUAUGUAAACACUAUCGUGGGUUUUUAAGUUUGCCUCUUAAUUCUUUUAGUAAAUUGUCAGUGUGUAAAAAUGAAUGAAUUUCUGGAAGAGGAUUUAUACUGUUAGCAAUUUAAUUUCUGAUGAACACAGAUGUGUUUUUGUUAUUUUGUAUGUAAUGCAGACAGUGCUUCACUUGGCAAAUCAUUCUCAAGAAAUGCACUUUAAGACUUGUCAUUGCUGUUUGACUAAAACUGAGUGUGUGUGUGUCUGUAUGUGUCUGUGUGUGUGCAGGGAGUGGGGAGUUUUUUUUUAAAAGGAGGGCAUGUGUAUUAAUUAGAUUUUUGUGAUAACAUUUUAAGUGCUGUCUGUCCUAACAUUGCAGGUUUUUCUUAAGCAUAUUUAUUUCAUGGUGAAACGUUUGCCUCUGCUGCUGUUACAGAAUUAACAUCACUGAUUGAUGAGUCAGUGUUAACUCUUAGCUCCCACACUGGUUGGUUGUGCAAUAUAUCUGUAGUAUUUUGUUUUCUUUUUCUUUUCAGUUUUAUGCACUGUAUAAAGUUCAUUAAACACUCCCUCACUGGAAACACUCGUGAGACGUUCCAAAACUGUUCCUCCAUCUACGACGAACCAUCAGGAAUUAUUGAUUAAACGAAUCUCACAAUUUUUGAUUUCCAUUGCCAUAUCAAACCGAUUUUGGCAAAGUGAAUCCUGUUUUUUAUUCCCACAGUUUUUUAAACUUCAGAUUCUACACAGUGUUGAUUUUUUUUGCUAUAUAUAUAUAUAUAAAAAAAACUUGGAGUGCUGUUAAUACGAUUCCAAUAAAAAUUGAAUUUAGUACUUUGCUGGUACAAGUUUUUGUAUACAACACACUGGUGAUCCUAAAUGUGCAGGUAACAUCUAUUAAAAAGAAACGUUUGAUUGUUUAAAUUAUUGUA